AUGGCUGCCCUCCCGAGGACAAUUGCAUCGCGACUGCUCGCCCCUGCCCUGCGGCCCUCCGCGACGAGGGUCAUCGCCCCCUCCUUCCGCACCUAUGCGACCAACGAGCCCACUCCCCACGGCCACAAGACGAGCUCCGAAGAUGCGCCCGCCGUCAAACUCACGAGCGAGUCCACCCAGAUCCGCGAGGAAAACGCCGCAGAGGGCAUGAGGCACCAGCCAGACUACAAUGUCGCCAUUGACUACCGGACCUCCAACUUCUCCCCGGUUCCCAAGCGCGUCAUGGACGGCAGCGAGCCCGGUGACAGUGUUGCGGCUGCCGUUCUAUCCGGCGCCCCCACCGACCUCCAGGCGCGUACUGUUCGCAUCUACAAGCCCUCCAAGACAGCCACACAAUCCGGCGACUGGAACGCCUCGCACUGGCUGAUGGACUGGGACGUCCUCCCCAAGGGCCACCGAUGGGAGAACCCGCUCAUGGGCUGGCAGUCGUCUGCCGACUUCAUGAACGGCCACCGGAUACAGUUCAAGUCCAAGGAGGAUGCCAUCAAAUUCGCUAACAAGCAAGGCUACGAGUACUUUGUCCAGGAACCUAACAAGCGGAAGACCGUCCCCAAGGCAUAUGCCAACUUGUUCAGUCACAGCCCAAAGAAGCUCAAGAUCAUAACAACCAAGUAA
This is a messenger RNA of Alternaria incomplexa, 675 nucleotides long. RefSeq lists its product as uncharacterized. Lineage: Eukaryota; Fungi; Ascomycota; Dothideomycetes; Pleosporales; Pleosporaceae. The record is from RefSeq and is a predicted model, not a curated record. Gene Ontology annotation, biological process: electron transport chain. The coding region runs from base 1 to 675 and encodes 224 amino acids. The transcript has 3 exons.